GCAUGCUUCCUAGCCCCAGAACUCCAGAGGACAGAUCAAUGUGAAUUCUUUCAUUCGCCACUCACCGCAGCACAUUUCCCCAUAGCAACUUUUCAAUGGCUCGAGCAAUAGUCAGUAUUUGGCUUCUGCUGGUGCUCUUCUGCUGCUCAGCCAAUGCCCAGGUCUGGAAUUGGUUUUGGGGGGAUUCAGAAAAGACCACCCUGGCUCCCACACAAGCUGCCGAUGCUGAAGAUCAGACAAGCCAGGACCUUUCCACGCGUGGGGCUACCACCAGCCCAGAUGCCCCAUUUGAAAGUACUGCUGAUCCUGAGUCCUUGGGGAAAGGGUGGAGCACGUUGACCCUGAAGCAGCCAAACUUUACAGCAGCUACAACAGUCCCUGCAGCAACAUCUCCUUCCCAGGAAGAAAGCAGAGAUGGAGAUAUUGCAGGAGUGGGAGCUGAGAUCCUCAGUGUGGCUGAAGGCAUUCGGAAUCUGGUUCAGCUUUUGGAUGAAAAGACAACAGAGAGGACAGAGAGGACAGAGGUACCUGCCACAGCUGAGGUCAGUGCAUCACCUGCCCCUGUUACGGAGCCAGGGAGUAUCCAGAAUGUGACUGCCAACUUAACGGGUGACAUGCAAGCCUCCCUGGAAACUAGGAAGCCAGAGGUGGUUCUCCCUGUGACAACCAAGUUUGCUCUUCUGUGGAACAAGACUCGAAUCCUCCUGAAGAAGCCUGGGAACCCACGUCAAGAAAAUUUCAGCACAGAAGUUGGUCUCUUAGAGUUGAUUGGAGACCCUCCACCAGACCAGAUAACCAAAGUGUAUGGCCCAGACAAAAGUCCUGGCUAUGUGUUUGGACUGGACGCCAACGCAGGACAAGUGGCACGGUACCACCUCCCAAGCCCCUUUUACAGAGACUUCUCCCUCUUGUUCCACAUUCAACCCACUUCAGACAAAGCAGGGGUGCUUUUUGCUCUUACGGAUGCCUCCCAGUCCAUCAUCUACAUUGGGGUGAAGCUUUCUGAUGUGAAAGAUGGAAAACAGCAGAUCAUCUUCUACUAUACAGAGCCUGGUGCUCAGAAUUCCAACGCUGCAGCCACAUUUACCGUGCCUUCCCUGCUCAAUCAGUGGACUCGCUUUGCCCUCAGCGUGCGGGAUUACAACGUGGUUCUUUAUAUGGACUGCGAAGAAUUUAAGACGGUUCAUCUUGAGCGGUCACUUGACGAGAUGGAGCUGGAAGAGGGCUCAGGACUUUUUGUGGCGCAGGCUGGAGGGGCAGAUCCGGAUAAAUACCAGGGUGUAAUUGCAGAAUUAAAAAUAAAAGGCAAUCCUUGGGCUGCUGGUGUCCAGUGUGUGGAAGACGAGGAUGACUGCGAUACAAUGUGUGGUGAUAGUGGAAGUGGAAUAGACAUAAAGCAACCAUCAUCUGAAAAGGUAAGAGUGAUUCCUGUGAUAUCGAGUCUGCCAGUGCCCCCACCUGUUACUUCCCCUCCCACCGCCAAAAAACCUGGGCAGCCAGAGGAGAGUCUCAACUUGCAGACUGAACAUAGUGAAUCAAAAGAGAGGCCACCAUUUGUUUCUGCAGCUGGAACCAAAGGUGAAAAGGGAGACCCUGGAGAAAAAGGGGAACGUGGCCCCAAAGGAGACCCUGGGGCUGGGGUUUUGUCAACAAAUGGUGAUAAAGGAGAAAAGGGAGAAAAGGGGGAGCUGGGUGUAAAGGGAAGUGCAGGCUUUGGAUAUCCAGGCUCUAAAGGACAGAAAGGUGAGCCUGGUACUCCAGGGCUUCCUGGUCCAAUUGGGCCCCCAGGACCUCCUGGAACCAUCAUGAGGCACCUUGAUGGCUCUACUGUGGAGCAGGUUCCUGGGCAACCAGGAGCCAUGGGCCCACCAGGAUCUCCUGGAAAAGAUGGUCAACCUGGAAAGGACGGAGAGCUGGGGGAUCCUGGUGAAGAUGGUAAACCAGGUGAUGUUGGCCCCCAAGGAUUCCCUGGGACUCCGGGUGAACCUGGCCUGAAAGGUGAAAAGGGAGCACCAGGUGUUGGUGCAAGAGGUCCUCCUGGCCCUCCAGGACCACCUGGGAAACCUGGAUUGAAUUCCAAACUGGAUAAGUUGACAUUUAUUGAUAUGGAGGGCUCUGGGUUUGGAAGUGAGUUGGAGACUUUGCGAGGUCCCAGAGGACCACCUGGCCCUCCUGGCCCUCCUGGUGUACCUGGUUUGCCAGGACAGCCUGGAAGAUUUGGGACAAAUGGCACUGACUUUCCAGGACCCCCAGGCCUCCCUGGAGUUCCAGGGAGAGAUGGCAGUUCAGGAAUUCCAGGACCUCUGGGCCCACCUGGUCCUCCAGGAAGAGAUGGCAUCCCUGGUCAACCUGGAGAAACAGGAGCACAGGGAGAACCAGGUGAAGUGGGCUUCCCAGGAGCCCCUGGACCAAAGGGCAGCCAAGGAGAGCCAGGACUGCCGGGAGCACCAGGUGAAACCGGUCUGGCAGGCCUUCCUGGGCCCAUGGGUCCACGAGGAUUGCCUGGGCCUCCUGGGCCGGGCAUUGCAGCGGAAUUUGUCGACAUGGAAGGCUCAGGAUUCCCACUUGUUUCUGGCAGCCCUGGAACCCGUGGGCCAGAAGGUCCUCCGGGGCUUCCAGGACUUCCAGGACUUCCAGGACCCCCAGGACCCAAGGGAGAUGAGGGCAUCAUUGGCCUCCCAGGUUUGCCAGGUGAGAAGGGAAAUCCUGGUUUGCCAGGUUUAGAUGGUCGCCCUGGAUUAGAGGGUUUCCCAGGACCACAGGGACCAAAGGGUGACCAAGGGGACUCAGGGCCUAAAGGUGAAAAGGGCCAAGAUGGAAUAGGACUUCCUGGUCGUCCUGGGCUCCCUGGCCCUCCAGGACAAGCCAUGUACCUGUCUAGUGAAGAUAAAACUGUGACCGUUUUGCCAGUCCCAGAGGGCCCAGUAGGACCAAAAGGUGAUCCAGGAACUCCAGGUUUACAAGGCUAUCCAGGACUGAAGGGUGAAAAGGGAGAGCCAGGAGUUAUAACCAGGCCUGAUGGAACAAUCAUAGCAGCUGAAGCAAGUGGAGAAAAGGGUGAACCAGGCCCAAGGGGACCUGUGGGACCAGCAGGACCACCUGGGCGCGCUGGACAGAAGGGAGAAAUUGGCUUUCCUGGAAGACCUGGUCGGCCUGGUAUGAAUGGACUGAAGGGAGAAAAAGGUGAUCCAGCAGACUUAAGUGGAGGGCUGGGCUUAAGGGGUCCUCCAGGCCCCCCAGGCCCUCCAGGUUCUCCAGGCAGCACAGUACCUGUUUAUGAGAACAAUGCAUUUGGUGAUUUGGGCCCUCCUGGACCUCCAGGAUUGCCUGGCUACCAUGGUACUCCUGGUCAGAAGGGAGAAAAAGGUGAAGAGGGUCCUCCAGGGCCACCAGGCCAGUUCCCUUAUGACCUCAGCAGACUCAGCUCCACCUUCAGGGGAGAAAGGGGGGACCAAGGUGAUCCUGGGAUGAAAGGUGAAAAGGGUGAACCAGGUGGUGGAGAAUUGCUUGGAUCAAGUGUUGCUGGACCUCCUGGUCCCCAAGGGUAUCCUGGUCUUCCGGGCCCCAAAGGUGAGAGCAUCAGGGGCCCACCUGGCCCUCCAGGCCCCCAAGGACCUCCAGGUGCAGGUUUUGAAGGACGUCCAGGGCUUCAAGGCCCUCCUGGCCCUCCUGGCCCUCCAGGACCCCCUUCUUUUCCAGGUCCCCACAGACAACAUAUCAGUAUUCCAGGACCACCAGGACCUCCAGGACCUCCAGGACCUCCGGGUAUUAGUGACCCAUCUUUCUCUUUGGGGGUACGGAUCUUAGCAACCUACCAGAACAUGAUGAGCAGAGCUCAUGAGGUGCCUGAAGGGCAGCUCCUUUUCAUCCAGGAGAGAGAGGAGCUCUACAUCCGUGUCCACAAUGGCUUCAGAAGAAUCCUUCUUGAGGAAAGAAUAUCCAUUCCUGGCUCUGGACUGGACAAUGAAGUCUAUGACAGGUCUUCCAGCAUCCAUUACUCCCACGGAGGGACAGCCUCCUCUGGAUCCCAGCGUCCAUUGCAGCCACACUUACCAGUGCACACCCAUCGAGAAUAUAGUGCUUAUUCUACUGCCAAGCCUUGGAGAGGGGAUGAGAGUGUUGUCAACACACACCGUCUUCCUGAGCAACCUGCCAUCCACCAACUUCAUCCGGGGGCACAGUCCCAGCAAGGAUCCUUGGACCAUUUCUUUCCCAAUAACCGCCAGACCGAGACUGCUCCUUUGGCAGUUCAUACACAUCAUGCCUUCCAGCCUGCUCUGCAUCUUAUAGCCCUGAACACUCCCCAGAGCGGCAGCAUGCGUGGCAUCCGAGGAGCUGAUUUCCAGUGUUUCCAGCAAGCCCGGCAGGUUGGACUGCCUGGCACUUUCCGAGCAUUCCUCUCCUCCCGGCUACAAGACCUCUACAGCAUAGUGCGCAGAGCAGAUAGGAGCACGGUGCCAAUUGUCAAUCUCAGGGAUGAAGUGUUGUUUAAUAACUGGGAGAACCUCUUCUCAGGCUCUGAAGCUCCAUUCAGAACUGGGGUUCGUAUCCUCUCCUUUGAUGGAAAGGAUGUCCUAAGAGACUCUGCAUGGCCUCAGAAGUACGUGUGGCAUGGCUCUGAUUCCAAGGGACGGCGACUAACAGAGAGCUACUGUGAGACAUGGCGGACAGACGACACAGUGGUGACUGGCCAGGCUUCCUCGCUGGCAUCUGGCAAGCUGCUUGAACAGAAGAGCAACAGCUGCAGAAAUGCCUUUGUUGUCCUGUGCAUCGAAAACAGCUUCAUGACAUCUUCCAAGAAAUAGAACCCCUGAAUGUGCUGAUUGCAAGUGGAGGCUGGGAGUCCAAAUGUUCCCCUGCUGCAAUGGGGCACAGGCAAGUGAUUCCUCCACCUCCACCCUCAAUCAGGGUAAUGUGUCCUGCAAGUUUCAUAAUAUAGCGACCAAGCAGAUAAAUGAACAAAAAAGCCAAAGAGCAUCUUCCUAUGAUUUCCGGCACAGAUCUGAUGCUGUUUUUCGUUUUUGUUUCCUCUGAGCACAGCUGCUGGAGGGGCUCAGGCAGAACAGGAUUGUAUACAAGGCAUCUCCAGGAAGUGCAGCGCCUGAAAUUGUUCUCUCUCUCUCUCUCUUUCAAUCCCUUCUCAUAUGUAAAGUUUGAUGGCUUUUUUUCUUGUUACCUUAAAGCAGUGUUUGUCAACCUUGGCAACUUUAAGACGUGUAGACUUCAACUCCCAGAAUUCCCCAGCCAAUUCUGGGAGUGGAAGUCCAUACUUCUUAAAGUUGCCAAGGUUGAGAAACACUGUCUUAAAGCUUCCCUGAUCACCUCCCUUUCCCAACAGUCCAUAGAUUCCUUUAACAAAGAAAACCAAGGUCAAAUGGGAUAUCUAUUUAUUUUCAUUGACUUAGUACAAGAUGGCUUCCCCAAACAGGGACAUGCUGGCUUAACUGCUUUUGCUUUUUUUCAUUUCAGACACAGAAGGAAGUAAUACUGCUCCCUUCAAAGGCUAGUUCCCAUUCCUGUUGCAGAGUUUGUAACAUCCUCUGCAGAAACAGGGCCAGAAAAGAGAGAGAACACUAGUCAUUAUUAGGCACCAUUCUUCCCAUGUCCCUUAAAUGCCCAUUUCUUGUUCUUAAAGGAGACAGAAGUGUUAAAAGGAACAAUCUCAAAGGUGAUUUACAUGUGGAAUUUUCCUUAGGGGCCUGGAGGGAAGCACAAAUGGAGCCAAGUUGCCACAAAAGGAAUCCAUACUUGUUCUUUUAUUGAAGAUUGUUUUUGUUUUGUUUCGUUUAAAAGAUUUUUCUUCUCUGCUUUGCAGGGAAGUUGCCAUUCUUUACGUCUGCCUGGCAUUUGCCACAGAAACUGGGUUACAGCAAAACCUGGGGACCUCCAGAGCUCACUUUACUUAUCAGAGCCCUGCCACCUCUCCCCUUGCCCUGCUGAGAGCAGCCACCGCUUGGAGGGAGAGCUUGCUCCAUGCAGACCAUCCCAAGUUCAAACCUCAGUUACAAAAUACCAGGGAGCACAUAACAUGAACAGUCCCUGGCUUUAGAAAGCAGCUGCCAGGUAACAGUAGAGUGACAAGAAAGCCAAAGGCAGCCACACGGAGCUGCCUUCAACACAUCAGAUCAGGUUCAUUCAAAUCCUGACAAAACCCCUGUGCUAACGAACAUUGGGUUAAAUGCUGUUAGCCACUUUUUACAAACCAAAGUUGAGAGAGACCCACCCACCCAUCCAGUCAAUAAUUGUAUCUUCCCCUGCUCCUGAUAUUGGGGCAGGAACCAUGCCUAUGCAUUCCAAAGCAUUAAAGCACAAGGAUAUUUCAAGGGGUGGAGGCCACUGGAGUACCCACUGGUGUUGUGUCUCAAUGCUUUGCUCCCCUAUAAAAGCACUGCUUGGAUUCCUGACUCCGGAGCCUUUUUAAAAGCCAUCCUAAGGGCGAGUCACAGCAAAGCAGCUUGGGACCCUUCCUCUGCAUGUAGGCUUAACUGCUAUGGAGUGUCUGACCUACAUCACCUGUCUUGCAUCUUGGUGCCCGAAACCUUGGCCCGGUUGAUGCUUGCUCCAUACCCAUUCGAGCUGGUUUUUAAAAACCAAGGUGCUAAAUUCCUACCUAGCUUUGUUUUUACUGUCCUAAUAAAAUGUUAUUACUGCGGUGGGGAAAAUUUGUGCAAGUCAUACAGUCAGUUUUCUUACUGUCUACUGUAUUUUGUGAAAUUUUAAUGCAGUUUUAAAAGCCUGUGGAUCUCUAUAUCUUUGUCAGUUGCGUGUUGUGUAUUAUAAACUGUUUUCUAAAGGCACUGAAUAAAGGAAAGUAUCCUCCUCUAA
Candoia aspera is the source of this 6825-nucleotide messenger RNA. It is a transcript of the gene COL18A1, whose product is annotated as collagen type XVIII alpha 1 chain. The coding region runs from base 96 to 4805 and encodes 1569 amino acids. Gene Ontology annotation, molecular function: extracellular matrix structural constituent conferring tensile strength. Gene Ontology annotation, biological process: endothelial cell morphogenesis; angiogenesis; extracellular matrix organization. The transcript has 41 exons. Lineage: Eukaryota; Metazoa; Chordata; Lepidosauria; Squamata; Candoiidae. The record is from RefSeq and is a predicted model, not a curated record.